Molecule: messenger RNA, 1993 nt
Organism: Agrilus planipennis (emerald ash borer)
Lineage: Eukaryota; Metazoa; Arthropoda; Insecta; Coleoptera; Buprestidae
Product: FHA domain-containing protein DDL
Exons: 4
Coding region: 269-1819 (516 amino acids)
Biological process (GO): miRNA processing
Cellular component (GO): nucleus
Molecular function (GO): protein binding; mRNA binding
Source: RefSeq, a predicted model, not a curated record
GCCUAUGAUUCAUGACGUAUAAACACUAUGGUAUAAGCAUUUGUGGGUUAUAAACAGUUGUAGAUAUAAAUGGGUUUUAUUCGUAUAUUGUAGUUAUUCGUUGUUAUCAAUAACAGUUUUUGAUUUCAAGUUAAUGUUUUUCAAGUGGUAGUAGUACUUUCGAGAAUUUGAAGCGCUGAAAUAAUUCAAUUUUUUUUUUAAUAUACAUGAAGGUUGGGAGGUAGAAAGUAGAAAGUGUAAGAUUUUUGUUUGAUUCUCCCUAAACAAAAUGAAGAUAAGAUCGAAAAAGAAGAAGUAUUCUGAAAGCGAAUCAGAAAGCUCUGAAGGCAGUAGUGUUGAAAGUUUUAGUUCGUCAAGCUCAGACUCGGAAAGUUCUGUUUCAUCUGGAUACUCUUCGAAAAAAAGAAAACUUAAAUGUCGUUCUGAUAAUCGCAAGAAUCGCAAAGAAAAAGAAAAAAGGGAUUUUGAAGUCCCUGCUUCAGAUGAUGAUGAAAAGAAUGUUUUAAAAAGGAAGAAUAGAAAGUCCAGAAAAUCAGAUUCCGAUUCAGAUGAACCCCAGACCAAACUAGAGAAACAUAAAAUCAAGGAAAAAGAAAGCAGGAAACGAGAUGUCAGUUCAGACAUAGAGAAAGAAAAAAGCAAAAGGCACAAACAGAAGCACAGGUUAAAAGAAGACAAGGAACAGAAGGAUAAAGAAUCAGAUGAUAAAAAUUCUCAAUAUGACAAACAUAAACACAGUGAAAUAGAAGAAAAGUCCAAAUACUAUGAAUAUAAGAAAGAAACUAAAGAAGUAUCAAGAAAUUAUGGCAAUGAACAGUUUAGGAAAGACAAGGGGAAUAUGAAAGAUAGUGAUUCAAAGAGGGAGAAAGAAGAAGAAAGAAGAUUAAGAGAAGAAAGUAGAAGAGAUAGGGGUAGAGAUAGUAGAAGAGAAAUUGAAGAUGGCAGAAGAGAUAGAGAUAGUCGAGAUGAAAAAAGAAGGGAAAGAGAAAAAGAACAAAAUCGGUAUCAAAAUAGGUAUAGUGCAGAUAAUGUUGAUAAAAGAAGAAAUGAGGGAAACACUAUAGAAGAUGAAAGAUGGAAGCAUGAUGGUUAUGAAAAGCAUUAUGGAAAAUCUAAUAGGAACAGGAGCCCAGGCAGGCAGAGGAGAAGAAGUCCUAAGUUUAUUAGGAAUAAUGAGAGGAAUAGAAGGAGUCGAAGCAAGUCUUUUGAUCAUGCAAAUGCAAAAUGGGGUAAAGAAGGGGAUUCAAAAACCAUUCAGAAAGACAAAAUUAAACCGGUGGAGAAACAAAAGCCUAACUUUGCCCUUUCUGGUAAACUGACUGAAGAGACCAACACUUAUAGAGGGGUUGUCAUUAAAUAUAGCGAACCACCAGAAGCUCGUAAACCAAAACGAAGAUGGCGACUCUAUCCCUUCAAGGGCGAGAAGGCCUUGCAAACUCUUUACAUCCACCGCGAAAGCGCUUACCUCAUUGGACGUGAUCGAAAAGUUGUUGAUUUGCCUGUUGAUCACCCUUCCUGUUCAAAACAGCAUGCUGUCUUGCAGUAUCGUUUGGUACCCUUUACCCGAGAUGAUGGUUCAUCUGGUAAAAGAGUCAGACCUUAUUUGAUUGAUUUGGAAUCAGCAAACGGAACUUAUAUUAACAAUAAAAAAAUUGAACCAAAAAAGUACAUCGAGUUAUUAGAGAAGGAUGUAAUAAAAUUUGGAUUUAGCUCGAGAGAAUAUGUUUUGCUACAUGAAAACAGUAAAGAUGAAGGUCUUGAUGAUGAUGUCAAACAAGAAGAAGAGGAAGUUGCCGUUAAGGAAGAACCUGAUAAUUAACUAAAAAAAUGUGGUCUUUGAAGUUUCCAACUCGCCAUUGGAUUCUUUGAGAAAAAUAAAUUUAGCAAAUGCGUUCGUAUAUAUCUAUAGUGCAUUAAUUCUAUUUCAUAAUAUGACAUGUUAUUGGACAUCAGUGUAGUUAAAUCUUGUAAAUAAAGGAAUAAAAUAAAAAAC